AUGACGGGAGGACUCGAAGCCCGGCCAAGCAAGAAGCGGCGGCAGUCCGGCUCCGGCCUGGCGGAAUUUGUCACGCGAAUCACCAAGCACCUCGCCGACGCGAGCCCUCGCGGCAACAUGGUCUUCUCGCGGCUGUCCGUCUACGCCGCGGUCGCGCUGCUGGCGCCCGGCGCCCGAGGGGAGACCUUGGACGAGAUCCUCCGCCUCCUUGGCGUCCAUUCCCGCGACGAGCUCGAGGAUCUCAUCUCGCGCGUGGCGGCGGACGCGCUCAAGGACCAGUCGCAGUCUGGCGGGCCGAGCGUGGCGUUUGCGUGCGGCGUGUGGAACGACAAGGCGCGGCCGCUCAAGACGGCGUACCGCGAAACCAUCGUCGGCACGUACAAGGCGAAGUCACGCGCCGUCGACUUCCGGGGAAACGCGGGGAAAGCGGCUCGGCGGAUCAACGCCUGGGUCGCGCGGGUCACCGGAAACCUUAUCACCGCCAUCGUUUCACCGAAAUCCUUUGGCCCGGCGAUAGACGUCGUGCUCGGCAACGCCAUAUACUUCAAAGGAAAAUGGGACCUGCCGUUCUACCAGAGGAUGACCAAGGACAGGCCGUUCCACAGGCUCGACGGCACCACCGUCGACGCCCCCUUCAUGCGCAACUCCGGCCGUCACUUCAUCGCCGUGUACGACGGGUUCAAGGUCCUCAAGCUGCGGUACGAGAUGCCACGAGCCAAGCCAUUGAGAUGGACGGUUAACUUCAAAAAAACCACCCCGCGGUACUCGAUGUGCAUCUUCCUCCCUGAUGCGUACGACGGCCUCCAGGGCCUUGUCGAGGAGAUAACCUCCCGUCCGACCUUCCUGCACGAGCACCUGCCGACGAGCCAGGUCAGGGUCGGCGAGUUCGGGGUUCCCAAGUUCAAGCUUUCUUUCCAGAGCAGUGUCAUCCAAACUCUCAAACACCUAGGGCUACUGUUGCCGUUCGGCAUGGGUGCUGACUUGUCGGACAUGGUGGAGGACGACGGCUCCGGCUUACCUCUGGUUGUGAAUGACGUUUUUCAUAAGGCUGUCAUUGAGGUAAACGAGCAAGGGACUGAAGCUGCAGCUGACACCACGACGAAAAUAUAUGGAUUAGCGAUGCCGCGGCCGACGCCAACAACGGAUUUCGUCGCCGAUCAUCCCUUCGCGUAUUUCAUAUUCGAAGAGGCGUCAGGUGCAAUCAUCUUCGCAGGGCAUGUCGUCGACCCUAGCAGUGGCGGAGACAGCCAGGUGCGGAUUGGACGACCGAGAAAGGGGUUAUCUACAGGUGUACUGGGACUCUUCGUUUAUGGUCCUCUCUACAACGUGUGGAGAAUCGAGGCCUUUCAAACAAAAAAGGGCUUAGCUUGCGUCGAGAAACCUUCUAGUUUUCCAGGGGAAAGAGGAUCGGUCUGUUUCUGCGGGGGGGUUGCGAUGACGGGGGGAUUCCAAGCCGGGUCGUCAAGCAAGAAGCCGCGGCAGCCCGGCUCCGGCCUGGCGGAACUUGCCGCGCGACUCACCAAGCGCCUCGCCGGCGCGAGCCCGCGCAGCAACCUGGUCUUCUCGCCCCUUUCCAUCUAUGCCGCGGUCGCGCUGCUGGCGCCGGGCGCCCGAGGGGAAACCCUAGAUGAGAUCCUCCGCCUCGUUGGCGCCCGUUCCCGCGACGAGCUCGAGGAUCACAUCUCACACGUGGCGGAGGAUGCGCUAGAGGACCUGUCGGACUAUGGCGGGCCGAGAGUGGCCUUCGCGUGCGGCGUGUGGAACGACAUGGCGCGGCCGCUCAAGACGGCGUACCGUGAGACCGUCGUCAGCAAGUACAAGGCGGAGUCAGACGCCGUCGACUUCCGGGGAAACGCGGGGAAAGCGGCUAAGGAGAUCAACGCCUGGGUCGCGCGGGUCACUAAAAACCGUAUCAGGGACUUCGUUACGCCGGGAUCCUUUGGCCCGGAGACGAAGGUCGUGCUCGGCAACGCCAUAUACUUCAAAGGCAAAUGGGUUCACCCGUUCAACAAGAGGAAGACCAUGAAAAGGCCGUUCCAUAGGCUCGAUGGCACCACCGUCGACGUGCCCUUCAUGUGCAACUCCACCCGUCACUUCAUCGGUGUGUACGCCGGGUUCAAGGUCCUCAGGAUGCCGUACAAGAUGCCAGGAUACCAUGUGCCUGCCAACGUAGAAACACCCACGCCUCAGUACUCGAUGUGCAUCUUCCUCCCUGAUGCGUAUGAUGGCCUCCAAGGCCUCGUUGAGGAGAUAACCUCCUGCCCGACCUUCCUGCACGAGCACCUGCCGACGAGACAGGUCAGGGUCGGCGAAUUCGGGGUUCCCAAGUUCAAGCUUUCUUCCCAGAUCGAUGUCACCCAAACUCUCAAACACCUGGGGCUCCUGUUGCCAUUCGACAUGGGUGCCGACCUGUUGGACAUGGUGGAAGACGACGGCUCCGGCUUGCCUCUGCUCGUGAAUGACAUUUUCCAUAAGGCUAUCAUUGAGGUAAACGAGCAAGGGACCGAAGCUGCUGCUGCCACCAGGAAGCGCGGGCUUCUUGGAUGUCCGAUGUUGCCGCCGAAGGUCGACUUCCUCGCCGACCAUCCUUUCGCGUAUUUCAUAGUCGAAGAGGCUUCAGGUGCAACCAUCUUCGCAGGGCAUGUCGUGGACCCUAGCAGUGGCGGAGACAGCCAGGUGCCAGGAGCGGGAAGCCUGGAGGUUGGGCAAGUUUUCCCAGAUAAGAAGUCUGCUUACCAGGCAAUGGGUAGCUAUGCAAUCGGCAUCCACCGCCAGCAUAGAGUGAAGCAGUCUGAUAAAAAAGAGUUGAAGGUCAUAUGCAUCCACACCGCGAAAGGUUGCCGCGGAAGAGUUCUCGCUAGACUGAAGCCUGGGACGAUGGAAACAAUUGUGCAGGGAAGUCUCAACAUUAGUGUUAGGGCUCUGCAAAAAGAUGCAGAGGAUCUAAUUGGAUUCCCUGUUAGCUACAGCAAGGCUAGGCAUGCGAAGGAAAAUAUAUUUAAGAACUUGUAUGGUAUCAAUGGUGAGAUCGACCGCGCGGCCUUGCCGCAGAGAGAAGACCGGAGGGGUCGUAGGACGGUCAUAAAUUUGAGCCAGUGGAUCACCGAGAAUUGCCCUCAUUUGGAGAAGUGGGCACAGGCUCACGACACCGGGGCUCGGUAUGGAAUAAUGACCAGCAACAUGUCAGAGGUGUACAAUGGUGUUCUUAAAGGGGUGCGAGCACUGCCUAUCACAGCCCUAAUUGAAGAAAUUUGGAACCGGACCCUGUCAUACUUUGCAGACAGGGUCACCAUCGCCAAAGCACAAGUUGAAUUGAACAAGCCAUGGUCCGAGAAGAUGCAAAGACAUCUGGACGAGAAAGCAAAGAAGUCCCAAAGUCAUGGCUGCAGGAAAGUGGACGCACUUAGGAAUAAGUGGGAGGUCAAUGUGCGAGCCAAGUACGUUAAGGGUCACCACAGAGGAUCAAAAAAGCAAGCUGUCACCCUUGGCUCAACCUCCUGUGAGUGCACUUGUAACAAGCCCAAGCUUGAGGGCUACCCUUGCAGUCAUGUGCUCUGGGCGGCUGCUGUUCAAAAAAUCAGCGUCGAGCCAUACAUAUCGCCGUACUUUAACAUGUACAAUCUGUACAACACUUGGAACGGUUAUGGGUGA
Triticum dicoccoides is the source of this 3651-nucleotide messenger RNA. RefSeq lists its product as uncharacterized. The transcript has 7 exons. The record is from RefSeq and is a predicted model, not a curated record. Gene Ontology annotation, molecular function: zinc ion binding; serine-type endopeptidase inhibitor activity. The coding region runs from base 1 to 3651 and encodes 1216 amino acids. Lineage: Eukaryota; Viridiplantae; Streptophyta; Magnoliopsida; Poales; Poaceae.